Molecule: messenger RNA, 1716 nt
Organism: Anthostomella pinea
Lineage: Eukaryota; Fungi; Ascomycota; Sordariomycetes; Xylariales; Xylariaceae
Source: the annotation of a GenBank genome assembly
GAAAUCUGCAUUGCCGGUCUCAAAGGCAUCAACGUGGCGGCCAAUGUCACCGGCCGCGUCAAGACCGACGACUCCCUGACGAAGAAACUGCGGAGAAGGAGCUCGCUGAAACCAUAUUGCGAUCAUGAAUCCAUUAUGGAUAACAAACUUGACUUUGUCGGCCUGCGCAUCGCGCUCUAUUUCCCUGACCAGGAGGACCGAGUGAUCCAGAUGUUGAAAAAGAAGUUCCUUUUCGAAUCGAUGCGACCAUUUGACCGAGACUGGAAGCCGCAUGAGCCGGGAAUAUACCAGAAUACCUUCGGCCAGUAUGUUGCAGACCACGUAUGGGUCUCUCUCUACGAAAGCGAUCGGGGCCCUGCCGGAAAAUACGCGGACUACAGAUUCGAGAUCCAGCUUCGGUCGGUGCUCAUGGACGCGUGGGCUGGCAUCAGCCAUGACCUGCAAUACGAGGCUCAUUCCGGCUAUCUUACCGUUACUGAACUCAAGUUUCUCCAUGCGCUCAAGGGACAUGUCGAGGUCGGCGAGAUGAUGCUCGAACAACUUCACCGAGUACACCUAAAACGCAUCGAGACCGAGAACGAGACGAUAUGCACUCUGCGGGAGCUGCGAGAGGUCCUUAUCAACUCCGUGCCCGAGUAUCAGUUGGCGAAUUGUCAAAUAGGAGAUCUCGACGCCUUAUUGAUUGUUCUGAAGGCCACGCAUGCCGACACACCACGCACCUUCCGCCGAUUGCUACAAAGGUUUGACGUCAAGACGCAGUUAUGCGAGGAUCUCGAGCAGUGGCGGCAUAGCUUCCAGCCCAUACCUACAACUGUGGCCUUCUAUCUGUUGCAGAGGGCGUUACCCACUGUCUCAACACAGCCUGAGGAAUUCUGUGAUGUGGCAAGGAGGGUUAGAGAGCACCACCCACGGCUUUGGUAUGACAGUCGGUAUUGGCAGCCAUUAUUAUGGCUUUCCCGGGAACUUUUGCGGUUGUCUGAGUUGGGAAAUCCCUACCUAGAGAACUCGCACAUUCGCGUGUAUGCACAUAUCUGGUGCGCAGAGUUUUAUCUUAAGACAAACACCCCCACGACACCUGACGACACUUGCGUGGUCGACUGCCUGUCUCGCACUGGCGAGUGCUCAGCUCCCGGUCUCCAAUUCUUCACCGAGCUCUGCAUCCUUGGCCUUGCCCCCACAGCGACGGAGUACCGGUAUGAACAAGAACACGACGAGCCUGACUACGAGGAUGAUCGGUUCAAAUUGAUCGCUGUCCUCAUGAUACGGAUGUACACUCUUGAUCCUCAGGCGUGGCUUCAAGCAGUUUACGACUAUAAAACAUCGCUUUGGUCUUGGGCCGCUAUGGUCACGGACGCGUUCUUUCGCUCUGCUGACAUAGCACUCUGGCUGAUGAGCCUUCGCGAGCAAGAUCUUCUGGAGCAACUUCUACGGCACUGGCCCUUCCAAGGCCGGCGAUCUGGAGAUGAGGCGCAUGGUUGCUGGGCGAGAAUCUGUAGCCUGGCAAAGAGCCACCAAGAUAAAGGAAUGUUCCGGCUGUUGCAGGGAGAUGAAAAGGAGCGUCGGACUCCUGUCCGCUCUAGAGUCAGCGACUUUAAAAAGGGGUAUCAUAUGCUAGAUCUCAAGUCUAUAAAAGCGCCUGAGCUGGGUGCUAGGCGUGUCCGGUCUAUGAUACACCCUCAACGGCGGAACACCGCAAGAAACACUGUCGAAGGAUAG